Papilio machaon (common yellow swallowtail) is the source of this 1859-nucleotide messenger RNA. RefSeq names its product facilitated trehalose transporter Tret1-like. The transcript is spliced from 3 exons. Gene Ontology annotation, cellular component: membrane. Gene Ontology annotation, molecular function: transmembrane transporter activity. Bases 128 to 1588 code for a protein of 486 amino acids. Gene Ontology annotation, biological process: transmembrane transport. The record is from RefSeq and is a predicted model, not a curated record. NCBI's taxonomy places the organism in Eukaryota, Metazoa, Arthropoda, Insecta, Lepidoptera, Papilionidae.
AUAAUGCGUACGUUAUUGUUGUUAAAUUAAAUUAAAUCUAAAAAAGGUUUUAUAUGAAUAUCUUCAAUGUUUGAAGAAGUAUAUUUUAAAUUUUUUAUGUUAAAAAUUUGUAGUUUUAUUUGUGAAAAUGUCGAGAAAAUCGAAAUGGAUAACACCAUUCGUAAAGCAGUCCUUCGUAACAUCGGGUGUGACAUUGAACCUGGCCGGGCAUGGCAUCUGUAAUGGAUUCGCAGCCAUCCUGCUUCCACAGCUUCAAACACCAGAUUCCACUAUACCUAUUGACGAUUCCUCAGGCUCCUGGAUUGUUUCCGUCAGUGGUUUUGCUCUAGUCGUUGGCAAUUUCAUGAUUCCUGUGAUUAUGGGAAAAUACGGCAGAAGAAUUGCCAGUAUGGUGAGCCUCAUUCCCAUGUUAUUAGGCUGGAUAGGUAUUAUCUUAGCCACUAACAUACCCAUGCUUAUUAUAUCAAGGUUACUUCAAGGUCUAUCAAUGGGAAUGGGAACUACAUUGGGACCAGUACUGAUUGGGGAAUACACAAGUCCGAAGAACCGAGGUGCUUUCUUAACCAUCAUAUCUGUGAUGAUCUCCGUCGGUGUACUCAUUGUACACACCUUAGGGUCCUACUUACAUUGGCAAACGACGGCGGUCUACUGCGCAUUUAUAACAAUAGCUGAUUUGAUAAUAGUGCUAUUAUCACCCGAAUCACCGAGCUGGCUAGCUGAUAGGGGUAAAUACGAUGAAAGUAAGAAAGUAUUCAGAUGGCUACGAGGUGACGGUGAAGAAAAUGAAUUAGAAAGAAUGAUAACAGUAAGAUUAGAUGAAGAAACAAAUAUUGGAGUAAAGGAGACAAAAUCAGUAUUGACAACAUUGAAAAAUCGGAAAGUGUAUUUAAAAUCUUUGUUUAAAAGGAAAGAGUUUUAUAAGCCGAUAAUUAUAAUGAUUCAUAUUUAUACACUAUCUCAAUGGGCUGGUGUAAACAUUUUGAUAACUUAUACAGUGGAUUUACUAGACAGGGUCAUUGGAAAAGAUGUAGAUUUAGCAUUAGUAAUAAUAACUUUAGAUUCCCAAAGAAUAAUUUCUAAUAUUAUAGGUGUUUAUUUUAUAAAGAAAAUGAGGCGAAGAUUUAUGUUAUUAGUGACAGGAUUUCUUGCUGUCAUCGCAAUGUUGGCCACAGCAUUGUACUCGUAUUUGAAACAGGAGGAUCUGCUUCUGUAUGAUCAUCCUCUGAUAGGAAUUUUAUUACUACAUUUUCAUAUGCUGACUGUAGGUUUAGGUAGUUUACCUAUAUGUUAUAUAAUAGCUGGGGAAUUAUUCCCUUUGGAAUUUAGAAGCAUGGCCGGUGGUAUCAGUGUUUUAUUCCAUUCGACAAGUUUCUUUAUAAUUGUGAAAACUGUGCCAUUUCUAUUUAAAAAUAUUGGAUUGCAUGGUGCUUAUUGUUUGUAUACAUUCGUAGUUAGUUAUUGUUUGCUAAUAUCAUGGUGGCUUUUACCUGAAACCAAGGAUAAGACUCUUCAAGAGAUCGAAGAUGAGUUUAGAGGUACAUCUGAUACUGGAAAGACAAUAGAAUUAUUGUCAAUGGAUAUAGCGUAAAGAAAUAACAAUGUAGUGAGAAUGAAUGUGGAUGGUCUACAAAAGUUGAAGACCAAAGAAAAGAUGGAUGGAUUUUGUGAAAGAGAAAUGGAUAAGAAGGGAGCGAAUUCAGAUAUGACGGCUGAUAGAGAUAAAUGCAAUAGUAAAUGCUGUGCUGAACCUCUAUAGGAAAAAGAACAGACUGAUCGUGAUGAAAUCUAUAUCUUGAAAUAAUAUGACAUAUUUGUAUUAAGAAUCUUACUAAUAUUAUAAAUGCGAAAGUUUAGAUGUU